This is a messenger RNA of Sinocyclocheilus anshuiensis, 1547 nucleotides long. Its product is annotated as la-related protein 6-like. Lineage: Eukaryota; Metazoa; Chordata; Actinopteri; Cypriniformes; Cyprinidae. The record is from RefSeq and is a predicted model, not a curated record. Bases 16 to 942 code for a protein of 308 amino acids. The transcript has 3 exons.
CCACAGGAUGCUGAGAUGACUGUCAAGCACUUGACGCGGGACUGGAGAACCACGGCGUACGCCUUGCAUCACUCCGAGCUGCUGGAGCUGAACGACGAGGACCGUAAGGUGCGGCGCAGGACGACGGUGCCGGUGUUCGCCAGCGAGUCUCUGCCGAGUCGCAUGCUGCUGCUGAGUGAGCUCAAGCGCUGGCCGGAGCUGGGAGUCGCGCUCGGGGCCGACGGCGAGGCAGGGGCCACCCAGCAGGAGCGGCUGAUGGAGCUCCUGCUCAAGGCCUUCGGAAACUACGGGCCCAUCGCCUCUGUCAUGUACUGUGUGGUUCUAAUCGGCACCAAGCCUCCCAAGAAAAAGAUCCCAAAGGACCGAGACGAUGGAGUCGGUGGUGUCCGCAAGAGCCGCUCACUGAACAGCCGCGUCCGAGAGCUCCAGUAUCACGGCGGAGACGACUCGGCCGCGAGUUCCUCGGAAACGGAGAGCAAUCCCACCUCGCCGCGUUUGGCCCGCAAAUCACGCUCCUGCAACAAGCUCAGCCCCACGAGCGGCGGGCCCAAUCACCUGAGUCCGGCGGUGUCUCCGCGCUCCAGUCCGUGGAGCAGCCCACGUGCCAGCCCCUGCACCCAGCGCAAGACGCCUCUCUCGGGGAAGUCUCCGCUGGCCAGCGAGGGCCGCUUGAGCCCCGAGCCGGCUCGCCGAUGGGCGGACUAUUCCUCGGACAGCAGCUUGACCCCUUCGGGAAGCCCUUGGGUCCAGCGGAGGAAGCAGGUGGCCAGUCAGGAGAGCAGCCCGGUGGGAAGCCCGAUGCUCGGGAGGAAGAUCCAGAACGCAGAUGGUCUUCCUCCAGGCGUGGUUCGACUCCCGAGGGGUCCGGAUGGGACAAGAGGCUUCCACUCAUCUCCCUCCGGAGAGCGAGGCAAGGCAGCAUCCACGCAAACCUGUCUCUAAAGACCGUCCCUCUUGACCCUCGCACUCUCAAAGCAGUCGUGACAUCUCCAUAGGACUGGCCUGGUCUUUUUGUAAAACCUUUUUCUAUACGCUAUUUUUGUUAAACGUUUUAUACAUCUUAAUUUCUCACUGAAUGAUGGCACCACCACAACAAGGGGGAAGCCGUUCUGAAAGUGUUUCUGUUUUAAAUCGCCGCCAUGUUUUCCGUUGUAAGGAGAUUCUACCAGUGUCUGUCUCCCAUGUAAAUAUUGUAAAUGUAUUCUGUGUGGGUCGUGCUUCAGGCGUUCGGAUCUGAUCUCAGCCUUUGUGAUGACGCCGUUGCCAUAAUCUCGGGAGCCCAGGCACUGGAAAUAUAUUUCGUUUUAUUUGCUUUAACUUCGUCCAUUUGGUUUCUGCCGUCAAACGUGUUUCUCAUUUUAGUGAUUUGCGGAUAAGAUGGGAUGAGUUUUGUUUUGUUAGUUUCUCUGUUCUUCGGUUGAGUCCUCUCUGUUGAAAGUGUUUGAGGUUUCUGUCCUGAGCACAAAUGCCUCGUAUCUGCCUUCAAUCUGGGUUGAGGCAAUGCACCGUCUGCUUCCUUACUGUACAAAUAAAUCACUACAAUCGCA